Molecule: messenger RNA, 3065 nt
Organism: Hydractinia symbiolongicarpus
Lineage: Eukaryota; Metazoa; Cnidaria; Hydrozoa; Anthoathecata; Hydractiniidae
Exons: 4
Coding region: 2485-3003 (172 amino acids)
Source: RefSeq, a predicted model, not a curated record
AUUUUUUGGAUCAAGAAAGAUAAUUUCACAUGGCGGCCAUAGCGCAAAAACCUGAACAAAACGAGUAAAAUUUGAAAAUUACAAAGGGCGUAUAUGGACAAAAACUCGGCAAAUCAUUAAAGCCCUAGGGUGAAAAUAGGUGUUUGUAGGAAGUAUCGUAAAAUAUAUAUAACUAGUCGAUAAGCCCAGCUAGCUAGGCAUGGUAGAAGGUGUUGUAAACCAGAUCCACUAAGUUAACCAAAGAAGUAUGUUUUUAACAAAAGGCUACUCUGGUGUAAAGAAUCAGAAAGGUACCAACCUAAUAUAAUUAAACAUGUUAAAAAUUGUAAAACAUCUGAAAUAACGUUAAAAAAAUUGAGAAAUAGAGAAAUACCUAACCUGUUGUGUUAGUGACCAACAUUCGCUAACCGAUAUAGUUACUUUUCUUAGCAUAACAGAAUAAGCGAAUGUGUUACAAAUAUAUUUGGUAUUAUACUCUUAAGUAGGAAACGUUAUUAACAAAAUAAAGUUGAUUGAUUGUCCAAAUCUUUUUCUACAUGUGUUGUAUUUAUAUUGGUUUUAAUAGGCAAAUGAUAAGAAACUUAAAGCUAAUAACAUUAUUUAAUGGCACUAUUACCGUGAUGCAAUACAUCUUUAAUGAACUCUCGUUUUAAUAGAUUUUGUGAGGAUAAGUAAAUAAACUUGUGAGCUUUCGAAAUGUGAAACUAUUAAAUUAUUUUAGAAGUUCUAAAGCGUAUGAUAGAUGGAAAAUGCACUGUGUGGUUAUUUUUAUGGUAUUGUGUCAUCUAGUUAACCCUGGAUUUUGCGGACAAGUAAUACCAAGAACAGCAAGUAUGACAGUGUAUGUUAACCAACCAGCAAGGCUAUUUUGGAAUGUUAUACCAGAUAUUGGCGAAUUCAUUUCGUAUGUGCAUAUGAUCUUUGGGAAUCCGGAGAGAAAAAUACUCUACACCUACCGUGCAACUUCAUCCUCGCCGAAUAUGAUCAUUCAUCCUCCAAGUAAAAGAUUUGGUGAUAGGAUUACUUGGAUGCUAAAUCGUACGCCUGUCAUGUUAUUGAUCAAAAAAGUGAAGUAUUCUGACGCAGAUAUUUUUUUUCUAUCAGUAAUUUUUGGAAAGAGCAAUCCAAGACUCAAAGUAACGCACGCAGUAAAAUCAAUACUUUUAAACGUACAAGGUUUGCUUUGAGUAUAUUAUUCUUGGUACUAAAAUGUACUCCGUGAAAACAUCCACGGGUUUGCACGUCCUUUAUAUAGCUCAUUUUGUGUUUUCGUACCACGACAUUUUUUUCUCGCGCACAAAUGGACAGACAGAAUGCUCCUAUUAUUAUAGAGACUAACCAGGGACACGGCGUCCAAACACCGAAUUAAACCACAAGUAACUGUGUAAGCCGAUCGAUGUUGAACGCCGGGUGGAGUACUUAAUAAGAGCCAUAAACUGUGCCAUACGCCCAGGUGGAGCGCUUCAGUACAGGUAUUUGUUAACCGUUAGGAUUAUUCAAGUGCGUAAUACGGGUUUUUAGGCAAUCUGAUUGGACUAACGCUCUUGACGACGGGCCGAUAUGGAGCGGUAUUGCCCGUCGAGAACCAUUAGAAAUUAUUCUAAAGGGACUUUCGAAUUCUGCAUGAAUUUUUUUUUUUUUUUUUAUCUAACUUACACCGUUAACAAAUAGUUUCAAAUAUAAAACCUAUAACACGAGACUAAGUCCUUUCAAUAUAUUACACGACAUUAUCUAUCACAAAAUUUGAAUUGCCACAACCCGUAAAAUGAAAAUCAACUAAAAUUUAGUUAUUACGUAUCGUACACAUCGUCCUCGUCCACAAAAGUUUACACAAAGGGUAAAAAAUCAACGUUUAAAUUCAAUAACCUAGUAUUUGGCAUAUUCCAUCUACUAGCUACAAUAUUUUAUCCAAAAUGUAAAAAAAACACACAAAAAGUAACUUCAAAAUAAAAAAAAUCAGUUCUUUUAGACCACAGUUUGAACCAAAUUAAUUUAUAGCUACAAAAGUAAGUCAAAGUUGUACUUAUUGUCGGUUAAUCAAAUUUAUUUUUUGGGAAUUUAUUUUCGCAGAUGAUCAAAAAAUGUUCUAAAAAUUGUCCGCAAUGUCCGCACAUAAUAAAAAAGGAAUUUUUUGUAUAAUUUCAGAACUUUUCAUUUUAAACUUUUAAAAAUUUAUUUAAGGGUUUAAAGGAACUAAAAUCACUAGGUCGGUAAUGAGAUGCCCAUACGCACGAAAUCGUUUGAAAAUUUGUUUAGUCGUCACGGAGGUCUAAAGGUUAUUUUAUGACGUUGCCAUUUAUCCAACUUUAACAGAUGGCCUAGAUUUUAGAUAUAUCUACCGCUUUUGUUUCUAUUAAAACUCAAAACUUAUAUUAUUAUUAUACUGUUAUAUUGUAAGAAUAAUAAAAAUGUCGCAGUUAUCUUAAGAUAAAAAAAGUAUAUCCAUAACUUAACGUUUUCGUCGAGUUUCUUGUUUUGUGGUAAAUGCUUGAUGCGAAUGUAACAUUUUGUAGUUUUUCUCCCUUUGUUGUACUUAUAUAUGUUUAUUUAGAAGAAACAUCGGUAUGGAAAACUUGGCCUCAAACAUUUAGCAAGGCACCACUUACCACAACCAUGACUUUAAAUAAAACAUUAAUGAAAAGCACGCCAAUGAUCAAGACACCACCUACCACCAAUAUGGCUUCAAAAAACACAUUGGCAUGGAAAAGUUCUUUUCGAACUACCAAUAAGCAACCAGCUACCACAAGGAUAACACUAAGUAAGAUGAAUUUUUUAUACAGUAGACUUCCGUUAAUUCCAAGGCCGCUCAAUUCGAAUUUCCGUUAUUUCGAACAUUUUGCUAAUUCGAACAAUUUCUUAGUCCCAAACACGUGUUUGUUGAUUUUAUAUAGAAGAAAAACCAUUUUCGUAUUUGUUUAUUUUAUUACCCCCAAGUGGCUGAAAUGGCUGAAAUGUUCACAGGUUAUGGGCCCAGUCCACCAAGAAACCAGUGGCAGAACUUGAUUUUUUUAUGGGGAUGAACGAAAAUUAGAGAUAUGGGAAACAAAGAUUUUAGGUUACAUGAG